AUGGGAGGAACUCCCAUCCAUUUCGGAGCAAUUCAAGAGAAUUGGACGGCUUUCCAGCGUAUGAGCGAGCUAUAUGAUGAGAAUGAGCUUUUAAGACCCGACAACGAUGCUUGGAGUCCGCUCUUCUGGGCCCUUCUGAACCGCAGCGCACCCGUUGAAAUUGUGCGGCAUCUCAUUGAUCAUGGAGAGGAUAUAUAG
This is a messenger RNA of Penicillium angulare, 198 nucleotides long. RefSeq lists its product as uncharacterized. Lineage: Eukaryota; Fungi; Ascomycota; Eurotiomycetes; Eurotiales; Aspergillaceae. The coding region runs from base 1 to 198 and encodes 65 amino acids. The record is from RefSeq and is a predicted model, not a curated record. The transcript has a single exon.